Messenger RNA from Triticum aestivum (bread wheat), 677 nucleotides. Its product is annotated as protein PELPK1-like. NCBI's taxonomy places the organism in Eukaryota, Viridiplantae, Streptophyta, Magnoliopsida, Poales, Poaceae. The record is from RefSeq and is a predicted model, not a curated record. Bases 1 to 417 code for a protein of 138 amino acids. The transcript has a single exon.
AUGGCUUCCAACGCGAGCAUGUUGGCCAUGAUCAUGGCGUGCGCGCUCCUUCUCACCGGCAGCACGUGCGACGCUGCUCGCAACCUGGCCGACACGACCCCGGCGGCUGCCGCUCCGGCUGCUAGUGCCGUCCCUGGACUGCCGGCCAUGCCGACCUUGCCCGCGGACACGCUCACCCUUAUGCCACCCAUGCCGUCGGUCACCCUCCCCACCGUGCCGCAGGUGACCCUGCCGCCCAUGCCGGCCAUCGUCGUGCCCAAGGCGGUGCUACCACCGAUGCCCAAGGUCACCCUCCCCACAGUGAUGAUGGCGCCGAUGCCCGCGAUUGUCGUGCCCAAGGUGACGCUGCCGCCCUUGCCAUUCGUCCCGAAUGUGAACGUGCCUAUGCCGUUUGCGGCGCCACCCCCGUCGGCGUAGACGCGCCCACGCGUGCGCGCCGGUGAUCUGGCCCUGUCCAUGAUGUGUAUUGAUGGGGCUCCUUCCAUGUGAGAGUGGCUCCAGGUCACUCCGUGGUCACGACACAUAUGUUACUGUUCUUACAUGCAAGUUCUGCGUUUUAAGCGCGAUGUAUCAGUAGAUCCUACUUUUUUUUACGUCUCAGUGUAUGUAUUCUUAGUCUGUUGGGUCGUCCCAUUGUCUAUAUGUAAUUGUUUACCAAUCACAAAAGUUUCAUAUUU